Messenger RNA from Dalotia coriaria, 585 nucleotides. RefSeq names its product B9 domain-containing protein 2 (gene B9d2). The transcript has 2 exons. Gene Ontology annotation, biological process: cilium assembly. Gene Ontology annotation, cellular component: MKS complex. The record is from RefSeq and is a predicted model, not a curated record. The coding region runs from base 55 to 585 and encodes 176 amino acids. Lineage: Eukaryota; Metazoa; Arthropoda; Insecta; Coleoptera; Staphylinidae.
UAAACCUUCUCCAUCGUGGUAUAAGCUUUUUCGGUGGGUCCUGAGAGAACUUCAAUGGCUGAAGUGUAUAUUAUUGGCGAAAUAACUAGCGCUAAAGAUUUUCCGAUUCAAAGCCUCUUUUGCAAGUGGAACUUACAUUGCGGAUCAAACUGGAAGCUGAUAUCAGGAAAAGCGGAGGGUCAAACGCAGGUGACAAGCUCUUUGUUUGAAAACACCUGCCGUUGGACAUUUCCGAUCGACGUGCAUUUAGUCACCACUGGAUUGCAAGGUUGGCCGAAGAUCUACAUUCAAGUUUAUCACUUGGACUGGCUUGGGAGGUGUCACCUAUUCGGCUACGGCUUCGUUACCAUUCCAACCACCACAGGAAGUCACAUUUUGCACUGCUAUACUUGGCGUCCGUUUGGCAAUAUCAAAGAACGCUUUGUGCAGUACUUUCUCGGUGGAGGACCUCAACUGAAAUAUCCAGAUUUAAUUUUUUCUACAAAUGAUCGGUAUAAAUUGAACACCGAAGCGAUGGGCGUAGUGACUUUCGAUUUGAACGUAGUCUUCAGAAAUUUUCACAAGUUUGGGAUUGAAUACAAGUGA